CUUGUGUUGAGAGAAUUUGUUGUUCAAGGGAUUUGACUGAGAAUCAUAGCGCAACGUCUAGGCAACCACGUUACCGUGUAUUUGUGAAGGCAUAACGCAAUGGUGUGCAAUUCCUAAACUGUCGCCUUUUGCAUGAUUAUAUUGUUCUUUGCAGAUCAGAUGACCAAUGUAGGCUAGAUAGCAGUUCUCUAAUCGCAUCGUCUACCUUUUCACUUGAGUAAUCGGAGUGUGAGAUCAGCGUUGCAUGACUCAACACAGGAGUUGCAUGCAGUCAUCACCUACUGUGCUGGAUAGUGGGUGCGUGAACUUAGGAUUCAGAGGGAAAAGAUAAACAACGAAUAAGUGUGGUACCGAUGAAUAGAGGAGGCCAGCCCUUCUCUCGAUGUCUCAAGCCAAUGUGGAGAGGUAGCAGUGGGGAGGGAUAAGGAGAAGUGGACGAAGAGGAGGAGAGGCUUGCGCUCCCCUGCCCCUUAUUUAAUUAAUACACAGUUUACAGUAUAUGUAUUUAUUUAUUUAUUUAUAUUAGGGUUUAUUUAUUUAAUCUUUUUAUGCAGAGAACUGAUGCCUUCUCUGAGCACUUGGAUUUGCAUUUGAAUUUAUUGUUCUGUGCUGACAUUCUGUGGGUAAUUGUACCCCACUUGGAUACUGUGAAUUGGGAAGACAUUUUUUUUCUGCCUAUGACAAGUGGUUUGUGUGGUGUGGCGGGGGGUGAGUCAUGAACCCCUUCCACCCCCACACAUAACCAUCUCCCUCCCCUGACCAGUCACAAGCCUGCCUCUCAUGAAAGCCAUGAGUUUACCCUUACACCAGAAGCCCAACAAUAAGAGAACAGGCAAGCGCAUUUCUUUCUUCAACGACCAGGGUGUGACCAUGAAGGAGGCCUCCCAGAAUGCAUCUGAAGGGCCCUACUAUGGCCUGGGUGCCCUGGCAUCAGAGCAAAGCCACGGUGCCACCUCAGGAGCGGCCAGCUCAGCUGCCGAGGGGCAGCGUAUGUUCCUGAACUCUGUCAUCUUUAGCCCAGAGAAAGGAGAGCAGAGCCAUGGACAUUACCAGCAGAUGAUGCCCAUGAAGUGGGCCCUCCAGAACCCCUCCCAGCAACCUCAGCAGAGGCCCACAGGUGGCAGCUGGUCGCAGGGCAUCACCAUGACGACCUGGACACAGAACUUUGCCCCAAACUUGACUUCCCAAAACACUUUCCCAAAGCAGAUUCCUUCUGAGGAUAUCUCUGCACACAGCAGCAGCAGCAGACCACCUCUGCUAGGACUGGUGAAAAGCAGCAGCAGCCACAACAGCAGCACCACCAACAGCAGCAAGUGCCCAGCUCGUCUAUCAUCAAAUCCAGUCCCUGCAAAAGCAGGAUCAGCAGCAUGUGCAGAGACAGCACAGCAGCAGCAGCAGCAGCUGAUUUUGCAGCAACAGCAAGAAAUGCAACACCAGUACCAACAGCAGCCAUUAAUCCAUCAGCAACCAGUGCAACAGCAGCCACACCAACUUCAGCCACAAACACAACAGCAGAUGCAGCAGACACAACACAUACACCAACAGACGCAACAGAAACAAACACAACACAUACAGAGCUCUGAGCAAAUGCAAGAGUUACAGCCACAUUUGGAGCACACCUCUCAAGUCCAACAACAACAGCAACAACAACAGCAACAACAACAACAACAGCAGCAGCAGCCCAUGCAGCAUAUACAUUCACAUCAAACACUGCAGCAACAGAAACAGGUGACACAACAGCAGCCACAACCAACUCAACAGCCUCAACCAAUUUCCCAACAGAAAAAUGAACCACAAAUUCAGCAGCACAGUCAACACAUCCUAGAAUUUCAUCUCAGUAGUAGUCAGUCUCACACUCUCGCCCAGUCCCUCUCAGAUCAGCAACAGACGCAGGUCAUGAGCCACUCUCAUUUUAGUGAUAAAUCGGCCAAGGACAUCCAGUAUCCCCCUGAUCCCCAGCAGUCUCCUCCCAGAACUCUGCAACCCGAGGAGCCUCUGCAGCCUUCCCACAGGUCACGGCCCCUCUCCAAAGAAGACGGGGGAGACAACCCUUUCCUAGUCCCUGCGGAGCAGAGCCAGGGCCCUCAGGGCUUCCAGGAGCCCCAGAAAGGUGCCUCUGAUGGGGCCACGAGGGUCCUGGUGGGGGAGGAGGUGAAGGCGGCGCCCACAGGGGUGAUCCAGAGCACACGGAGGAAGAGGAGGGUCUCCCAGGAGGCAAAUCUCGAGACACUGGCACAGAAGGCCUCCGAGAUGGAGUCCCUGCCAUCACAAGUCAUGAAGGAACCCCAUAGGCCCUGGAGUCCACCGUCGGGUCACUGCCCGAGGGAUCGGGAGAUGGAGGGUUUGGCAGCCAAGCGGCACCGGGACGAGUCACUCCUCCCUCUCAUCAUCCCUGUGUCGGUACCGGUGCGGCCCGUUGACCAGGGCUCCCCUCCGGAGCGAGACCCCACAGCAAUUGGCCACAGCUGGAUUGGCCACACCCCCUCCCACCAGGAACACAAGCCGUCAGUCAUUGUGACGCGUCGCCGCUCUCUGCGUAGUUCUCUGUCAGACAACUCUGGCCAGAACGGCGGCCCAGAGGACGAGAAGGACGCCGACGGCAAGUCUGGCAAGGUCAAGCGCCGGCCGCGCCCCGAGCCGCUCUUCAUCCCGCCGCCCAAGCCGGGCACGUUCAUCGUGCCGUCGGUCUACUCCAGCAUUACGCCCUACCAAAGCCACCUGCGCUCUCCCGUGAGGAUGACCGAUGGCGCCGGUUGCGGCGGCGGUGCCCAGGCCAUGCCCCCCUACACUCCGCCGCCCAUCCUCAGCCCUGUGCGCGAGGGCUCCGGCCUCUACUUCUCCACCUUCCUCUCCAAGCCCGCCGCCGCCUCCGCCACGGGGAGUCACGUCCUGCCCCCGGUGGUCACCCCCAAGUCUGCCACCCGGAGCCUGCUCCGCUCCAGCAGCUGUGACAUCACGCCUCCUGUGCUCUCUGCCAUGAGUGAAGCCACACCAGUCAGCCUUGAGCCACGGAUAAACAUUGGUGGUCGCUACCAGGCCGAGAUCCCCGAGCUGCGCGACCGCUCGGUCUCUCAGUCCGACCAGCACAAGGCGGAGCUAGUGUGGGCCCCGCUGCCCGAGCUGGACGCCCAGCCCAAGCUGCUGGAGAGAGUGAACGACCUCCUCCACCUGGCGUGCUCCAGUGCCCUGACGGGAGGGGGCACUAACCAGGAGCUGGCCAUGCACUGUCUGCACGCGUGCCGGGGUGACGUGAUGGGAGCUCUUUCCCUCCUGUUGUUGGAAACUCCCAUAUUUCCCAAACCUCACCCGCUGAGCAACUACCACUACUCAGGAUCCGACCACUGGACGACGACAGAGAAGCGCUUAUUUAACAAAGGCAUCUCGGCCUACAAGAAGGACUUCUUCAUGGUCCAGAAACUGGUGAGCUCAAAGACGGUUAGUCAGUGUGUUGAGUUUUACUACACUUACAAGAAACAGGUGAAGAUCGGUCGGAAUGGAGCUCUCAUCUACGGAGACGUUGAGCCACCAGAGACAAAACCAACAGAGGAGGAGGUGGACUUCAAGAGCUCUCAGAGGUUGGAGCCUGUCAAGCAGGAGGACGACAGCAGGAAGUGGGAGAGGUCAGCUGACAGGAAGAGAGAGAGCAGUCCCGGAAGAGUGACGCAGUCCUCAGUCACCACUGAACACUCAGAUAAAGUGUCAACACAAAAGACCCAGGACAGCAGUCAGAGGGACCAGGCUGUCUUCGCUUCCCAAAAGCCUGAUCCUGGACCUGUGCAUAAGAGUGGCACCUCUGGAUCCGCCACCAAAGGCUCAGCUGGGCAGGAGGGGGAGUUCCCGUGCAAGAAAUGUGGCAGGAUCUUCUACAAGGUGAAGAGUCGCAGCGCGCACAUGAAGAGCCACGCCGAGCAGGAGAAGAAGGCGGCGGCCCAGCGGCAGAGGGAGGCCGAGGAGCGAGCGGCCGCCGCGGCUGCCCUCUCUGCCGCCCGGCAGAACGGCGCCCGGGGUGAGCGCGGAGCGGGCGGCAAGAGCAGCAGCGACGACUCCUUGGAUGAAGACGAGGAUGCCAACGAUGAGGAUUGGCAUUAGGUGGAGGGAACAGAAAAGUUGGAACUUAGAGCUGUGGCAACAGUGUGGUGUACAUUCAAUGGCAUCCUCUUUUGUCCUGUGCUGGACGAAAUGACAUUUCAACUGAUGUGAAAUUUCAAAAGACCAUACAGUUAAGUGUGUGUGUGCGUGACGUGUGUGUGUAUGUGUGCAUGACGUGUGUGUUUGUUUGAUGAACAGUGUUGUACGAUCUGAUGGUUAGGGUGAGAAUGUUCUAAAAUAUACACCAUACUGUAAGAUGUCUCCCACCUAAACCCGCCAUGGCUUCUAGCCUGUAGGAGCAGCCAUUUGCUCUUUUAGUAUUUGUGUGUUUUGUCAGUACAUGAAUACUCAGUCAGGGACAUGGAUGUGUGUGCAAAAGCUGUGCGUGUGUGUCUGUGUGCAUGACUGUGUGAGCGCGAGUGUGAGUGAGUGUCUACAUGUUUCAAAAGCUAUCAGGGGUUAUCUACCUUAUUACUUUUCAUUAUUUAUGGUUUGAUAUUCAUUCGAAAACAGAGGGCUACUAGAAGAGAGUGAGCACCACCACUCUUGUCAUUCUCACUCUAUUUCUGGAGAGAGCUGCUCUGUCCAGGUCUGCCAUUCAAACCAGUUCAGCACUUUUGAUGCCCACACGCCAGUGAAGAGACCCUCUCGGACGUCAGGCCAGUGGGUGAGGAGCGGAUCCGCCCUCAUCACGGGGUGGAUCGCUAUCUAUCACUUUGAUUAUAUCUACCAUGAAAUUAAAAAACAAAUGUGACGAAUAGAGAAGGAAUGAGUGAACAAGGACAGAUAAAUGAGUGCACAAAGCUGAGCUGUGCAGAGGACACUUUGUUUUUGUUUGUUUGUUUGUUUGUUUUUAAAAUUUUUUAUCUGCAUUGCUUUUUGUCUUUUCUUUCACCCUGUAAUUCUCUCUCUCUCUCUCUCUCUCUCUCUCUCUCUCUCUGUCGUGACUGCCAAAAGCUUGCUUGGCCGUGUCUCUUUCGUGCUGUAAGUGAAGCGCCAGGUCUCUCCUCCUCAGAUGCUCCCUUCUCCUCCCCUCUCUCUGGACUUCCUGUUAACGGUCUCUCCCUUUUCAAACGAUAGCCUCUCUAUGGUUGAUGCCUUGUUUGUUUUUCAAUUGUUCAAAGUAAUUUAAAAGUUAUGACUCUGAUUUUUAUUAUUACAACAACAGCUACUAUGAUAUAUUUUUAAUCACUAUUACUGUACUGUUGUCUUGGUUAAUUACUGAUGAUAUGAUAAAAAAAAAAAAAAAACUUGUUAUUUUGUUGAUAAAAAAACAUGUUUGAUAAGUGUUACAUUUUUUCCCCCUAAAUGAUGUCCGUUAAAGUUCUGUUGAUGUGAGUGGUCAAAGGUGAUACAUAUAACGUAUACAUAUAACAGAACAGCAGUCUUUGACAACAGACUCUGCACUCUGCAUUUAAUGCAUAUGUUUCAGCUUUGAUUAAACCUACCCCCCAAAGAGCAGCAUUAAAGGUUUAGUGAGCAAUGUUUGCUGUAAAAAGGAACAUGCUUCUAGAUUUAAAACCACAAUGGGCAUGCUGUGCACUUUGAGUCUUGCUGUGAGGCGUUUUGUUAUAUAGUCAUUUACAUUUUGUAGGCUCAGAAAAAAAUGGCUUAUAGAUGCAAUAAAUGGCCUGAUACAGGAACAAGAACAAAAUGCACAGUAACACAGGGAAACAUGGUCUUUUUAAAAGCCAUGACUUCAGAAUUUGUAUCAUUGUUGUGAGUCAGCAAGCAUUUUUAUAUCUUGGCAGGAAAAGCUACUUAGAGUUGGUGUGCUGUCGUUUCCUGACAUGAUUUUGAAAUGGGUCCUCUGUGACAAAAUCAGCAUCUCUGCUUGGUUUCCUGUCAAUCUUCACUCGAUCUCUCGUCUGCUUACCUCCUCUGCCAAGUCGCUCAGGCAACAGCCAGUGCAUCUGCGUGUCUACGCCAUGAGGAUAUUGGAGAUGCGAUCAGCCAAGAAUGACAACACUCAGAAAUGCUAAUUUGUGGUUUCUUCUGUAUGUGUUUGUGUGUGUGUGUGCGUGCACAAAUGUAUGAGAGAGGGAAUAAGCUUGCAGUGCAUGUGAGUUAAAGCUCAUGUGUUUGUGAGCAAGUGAGUAAAUUUUAGGUCACAUAAAUUGUAAGACAAAAAACUCAUACCCGAUUUUCCUUGACUGUUACAUUGUUUUUUACUCAGUGUUUUUGUUAUAAUUUUAUUGUGGUUUUGAUCGUUUUUGAUUUUCAUAAAUACUUGUGGGCAUUGUGUUGAAAUUACCUGCACAGCUGAACUUUCUUUUCCUCUUUUUGUUUGGUUACUCCAUAGCCCAGCCCCCUCUCUUAUGCAACCAGCCAAGGCAAUCAAAGUGUUUGUGAAGACAGGUUUAUGAUAUAUUAUGUGUAAAUGACCCUCAUUGCUAUUUUCAUAAAGGCCUUGUACACUAAUGGUGAAAGUGGGAAUGAAUCCCAGAUGCUUUUUACUACAGAGUUAAUAUUUGUUUUCAUUUGAUUUUUUUUUAUCACUUGUGAUUUUGUAUAAUAAAAUAAGCAGGGUAUAAAGCACCCUGCAGAAUGAAUGCUGA
Alosa alosa (allis shad) is the source of this 6647-nucleotide messenger RNA. It is a transcript of the gene mideasb, whose product is annotated as mitotic deacetylase associated SANT domain protein b. Gene Ontology annotation, biological process: regulation of transcription by RNA polymerase II; negative regulation of DNA-templated transcription. The record is from RefSeq and is a predicted model, not a curated record. Lineage: Eukaryota; Metazoa; Chordata; Actinopteri; Clupeiformes; Clupeidae. Gene Ontology annotation, cellular component: histone deacetylase complex; transcription regulator complex. Gene Ontology annotation, molecular function: transcription corepressor activity.